CCCUGCUCCUCUCUGCAGUGCUCUUUGUUUACUCGUCGAAUUACCCGGCCGCCGCUUGGCAGAAACCCUCCCGAUGCCACCCGGCCACUUCUCCAUCUCCCGGGAAGUUCUGCGGUGACCCAGGCGGGGACGUGGCCUGGAUGGUGGGGAACGCGCUCGACGACAGGCCAACACGAGCCGCGCUCCCCUGAGUCACGCGCAUCAGCUCUGAGUCGGAAACAAAGAAGAAAACCCUCGUGGGCUGCGAUUCGCCCUUCCCCGUGAACCCCAGACGUCACGCGCACGCGGCUAUAGAUGGAGCUCGGGAGCCCGGGCCAGCGCAGUGCAAGCCCACGAGAGCUCAGUGAUGGUGGUGGCGGUGCCGGCUGGCGGGGGGGAUGCGGUGGCGGCGUGGCUAAGGAUGCAUUACAGAGGCGGGCUGCUCUUCAUGUAACUGGAGAGCGUCCGUAAUCUACAGAGGGGGAAGACGGAGCGGGAGCGAGCGGCGGUACCCUGCGCAUUUCCCAGCCGCGCUCUCCGCAGGAGGAGGCUGCCGGGAGCCCCUCUCUGCCGCCCCCCGCCCCAGCCGCCCUCCAGCUCAGCUCACCGGGGAAUGAUGAAAAAGAAUAAUUCUGCAAAAAGGGGGCAACAGGAUGGAAACCAGCAAUCUGCGCAGCCCGAGAAGGUUGGCUGGGUGCGGAAAUUUUGCGGGAAAGGCAUUUUUAGGGAAAUCUGGAAAAACCGUUAUGUGGUUUUGAAGGGAGAUCAGCUUUACAUCUCGGAGAAGGAGGUAAAAGAUGAAAAAAACAUGCAGGAAAUGUUUGACCUGAGUGAUUAUGAGAAAUGUGAAGAGCUCAGGAAGUCCAAAAGCAGAAGUAAAAAGAACCACAGCAAAUUCACCCUCGCCCACUCCAGACAGCCUGGAAACACGGCACCAAACCUGAUCUUCCUGGCUGUGAGUCCAGAAGAGAAAGAGUCCUGGAUUAAUGCCCUCAACUCAGCAAUCACGCGCGCUAAAAACCGCAUCCUAGAUGAGGUGACUGUCGAAGAGGACAGCUACCUCGCCCACCCAACACGUGACAGAGCAAAAAUACAGCACUCCCGACGCCCUCCAACUCGAGGACAUUUGAUGGCUGUGGCAUCUACCUCAACCUCCGACGGCAUGCUGACACUCGACCUGAUCCAGGAGGAAGACGCCUCUCCAGAGGAUCACAGCACUUGCGAACAGAGCUUCCGGGUGGACCUGGAUAAGUCAGUGGCACAUCUCACUGCUGGCCGGCACCGCUCGGAUUCGGAGAACGUCAAGUCAGAGAAAGGCCGGACAGGGAGCCUCCCGAGACGGGAGGUGACCUCAUGGGACAGAUCAGGGCAGCGCAAUGACUCCUUUGACAAAGGGACCAUGUACACUCCACAGGUCCCCAAAAAGCUCUCGCUCUCAGAAAAGAACAAAUGUGCCUCCAUGGAAGAAAUCCUGUCUCGACGGGACUCUUCCACGCACCGGGCGGUGCUGAGGAGGGGGCUGGAGGCUCAGUUUGCCUCAGCAGAACCAGAACAGCUGUCCCGGAUACAAGAACUGGUUGCACUAAAACUGGAAAAAACUCAGGAACUGCUGACGGAGGUGAAGGGCUAUGGGGAAGGCAAGAGAAAGACCAAGGAUUCCAACACCAGCACCACCACCACCUCUUCAUCCUCAUCAUCUUCCAAGUCAGACUCUGAAAGGAUCCUGCAGGAAUCGGAGAGGUUGCUGGGGGAGGCUUCCUCCACCUGGAGCCAAGCCAAGAGGGUGCUGCAGGAGAUCAAAGAGUUGAGGGACCUGUACAAACAGUUUGAACUGCAGCAGUCGGACUCGAAGCCCAAACAGAGCUCACAGUCUCAGUACAGGAAGAGCAUGAUGUGAAGCUCCCUGACCAACAGUGUUGUCUUGUUCGCUCACCGUCCUCUUGGAAACAAAACAGUAUCCGUCCCAGCCAACGCUUGGAAGUCCCCGUUAUCCAGGAACUGUCUUGAAGACGCUUGGAAGUUCAGGCUGACCUCAAGCUUCACGCGAGUCAGAGGCACUCACUGGACUGCAGCUGGCCGGGCUCUGUCCCGGCACAGGUCCCUUUUGUGAACUCCGGGGUCGGCGGCUGUUAUUCUUGUGGUACAUAUACAGCCCUCCGGAAGGAGGGCAACAGGUAUGCAAUCUGUGUUCAAACUAACCCUGUCUGUCCACUGAGGCUUUACGGAACCCCCCGGCCCUGUGCAAUGGGAGUUAGCGGCGAUAUGUCUUCCUUUCUGUGCAAAUAGAGGAUCAAAGCCUUGAAUCUAUCAGACAGCUGAUAUGGGUUGUUUUGGUGGGGGGGGAGGGGGGAUGUUUUUUCUGGCUUUUCCAUUUUCAUUCCAUUCCCCCCCCCCCCCCUUUUCUUUGAGCUGGAGGAAAAUGGAAAAAUCAGGGUUGUGUGCAAGGGGCAGCAGGAAACCAAGAGCCAAAGUAGUUUUAGUGGGUUUGAGUCUGGUCUCUCAUGCAUGCACACGCUUGGAUUUUGCCAGCGUGACUGCAACAGAGUCCUUGUUGCUACCCUAAGAUCAGAACCAGCCCCACUGAAAUGAAAGCUGAGCCUGCAAGGGAGCUCAAAUACCCUCAUCUUGGUGAUGCCAAGCACUUUGCUAAAUAGGUGGCUCAGUUUUCACGCCUUUAAGCAGAAAGACAAGAGAGGAGGAUGUUAAGACGCCUCACGGGGCUUAAAGUACGCCAGUGUGGUAACAUCCAAUUUUUUUUUCUUUUUUUUUUUGAAAAAGAAACCUAAUUCCCUUGCCUACAUUGCAAAUAAUCCAUGAAAAUAUUAAAACCAACAGAGUUAUUUCCUGGUUGCAGUUGGUGUUGUCUAUUUUCUUUUAAUGGUUGACCUUCCUUGGAAGGGAGAUUGGUUACUUUUGCCCAUGUCUGGUCAGCUUUACUAUUCAGGCUCAUAUUGUUGAUGUGUAGUUGCCAGUGCUGCAAAAAAGCAUUUCUGUAUUUUUUUAAAUUAGUCCUUUUCCCACUUUCCUGUUAGAAUUACUAGCAGAAAUAUUACUGUUGGCAUGAGGUUCCUGAAGAUCUCAUGAUUUACAGACCUCAAAUCUGGCCCUUGCAACCAUCUUUUACUUGCUCCUGAUUCUGGCAGAGCUUGCUGCCCACGCUUAAAGGACAAUUUUGAAAAGGCGUCACUGAUUUAUCUCAGUUCCUGUCAGAGCUGCACACUACUGCUGUCCAGGGGUAUAUGUAGAUAUUUCACCUUUCCAGCAUUUUAGCUCUUUUCUUACCUUUUCUAUCUCUUGAAGGAUCUGCUGUGAUAUGUCAGAGGAAAAAAUAUAAUCCCUAGAAGAGAUUAAAAAAGAAUGCAUAUGUGAGCCAGUCUGAUAACACCCUUCCCAUUCAGCUGUCUUUGAUCAAAAGAAAAACAUGAAAAAUAUGCAAAUAAUUUCCAGAUGUGAUGAUCAGCAUUAAAAUUAGCCUUGUUUUCAAAACAGAAAAGCUAGUCUAAAAGCCUGCAUGUUCUAAUUACUUUGGAUUGGGAUGGAUGUGUGUUGUGACUGGCCUUCAGAUGCCAGGCCCUGGCUUGAUGUCAAAACAUGAGCAUAAAAAUACACCUGAUUCUGACUGUACAGGGGUCGUCAAAUCUUUCUUAAGCAACAAGGUAAGAUGAAACCGAUUAGAAACUUUCAGAAUCUGCUCCCAUCAGAAAGCAUCCUUUCUGGCACGGUCAGGGGGAAAGAAGAAUCUCAGGAAGAAAAAACAUGACUUUUUGAGCAGAAAAAUCUUUUUUUCAUUUGGGAAUAUUCUUGUAUUAUACAGAAUUUGGAAUUUUCCCAAAAAAGCUUUCCAAUCAAAACGAAACGUUUUGGUUUACCAAUCCGCUUCCCCCGCUUAAGCAGCCUAAUUUUUUUUCUCCCCAUGGGUAUUUUUUAAAUUAUUUUCACUCAAAACAAAUUUGAAGUCAAAUUAUAAACUUCUUCAUGAGGCAAAAAUACCAAGUUCCCAACCAGUCUGAUCACUAAGCUGUGAAAACGCCAACCUCUGUGCUGCCAAGGACUAUGAUACCAGGUAGUGGCUAAGAGUCCCAGCUGUGCACCUGAGCCAGAGCAGAGGGUACUGUGUAUUAUGAGAUACUUUACAAUAUCCAUAAACUCAUUCAUAAGUUGGGAGCCUCUGGCCCUAGAUACUGUACAAAGCCAGGACAGAAAGAUCUCCCUCCCUCCCAAAUGGGCUAUAAUUUUGCCCUCCUUUUCUUCUUUUAUUUAUUUACUUUAAUUUUUGCAAAGUUCUCCCCUCUGUCAAUCCUACUUCUGGGAUCGGAGACAAAAAGCCAAUUACGAGCAAGAAUGGCGUGCGUAGGGAAAACAUGCCAGUCACGUUAGUGCUGCUGUUCCUUCCCUUCUCGCGCACGGCUUCCUGAGUGGAAAACGAAUGGGGAAGCUGUGGCUGCGACUGUGUAGGGAACGUUCCCGAGGGCAGGAAGAGGUGGGUUGAGCCUGUUUCCUCUCACCCAGCGGGUGUAGUGCAUUGACCGAUAACAGUUAGCAACAUUUUAUUCUCUAUUUAGCCAUGUAAAUGGCUAAAGAAGGGACUGCGCGCACAGUGAAUCCAAGCCCCGUUUUCUCUUACUGCAUCACAUUUCAAAGAACUAGGUAGGAUUUUGCUUUUUUUUUUUCAAAAGACCCAAACUGCAAUAAUAAAAAUGAUUCAGCUGCAAUCACAGUGAUUUUCUCUAGUCUCUUCUCAACACACCUACGCCAAGGAAGCCGCUCGCACCACCGAGGGUGCUUUGCAAUGGCAACGCCUUCUAGCCCAGCUUGCUACUGACCCGGGGGGGUACUUGAGCCAGCAGAGCGGGGAGGAAUUUAAGAAGCCGCAGCUAUGCACACAGAUCAUUCUUGGGAUAGAUUUGCAGUCCAUGCACUGCAGCACCCCUAAGUCACCAAAGGAAGGACGUUGUUCUUGAAUUGCCACUGGAACCUCUACAAAGGUUUCCAGCAGGUUUUUUGGGAGAAAAAGACGAGAGGGUUCAAGAGCCUGUUCAUUUUUAUCAUGCAAGUCACUCAAACCGAAACAUGCCUGAGCGCUAGAACGGCCACAGAGCAACCCAGCGAGAGCCAGAGCUUUCCAUUCUCUAAGGCCCGGCCUGUGGCUGCCUCCUCACCAGGGCCACAGAUGUAAAUCAGGCAGCCCUGAAGCAGCAACUCUCCUUCACUUCCAUCAAGGCCCAGAAAAUCAAGCAAUGAAAACUUGAGCCUCGGCGCGGCAGGCCCCUGGGAGGGCUCUCUGCAACCUGAGACAACCUCCCCGCCGUCUCGGAGGCAUUAAGCUCGAGAGCUGCAGCAGUAAUCUCAGCUUCCCCCAAGUCCCUUGGCGCUUUGCUAUUCUUUUCCAAAAGCCCCUCAGCAUUGCCCUGGGCAUUGGGCAGCAAUUUUUCAAGAAGGGCAACUGUUAACAUGUAAAUGAAACAACUCUGAAAAAAGCAAGCAGUUUCUUUAUACCCGCUCCCCACGCUACAGGAUCAAGGGCAGAGUCUACCUAGAAGCUGAGAGCUUUUGUUUUCAUGCCUGCCUGGCACUUGUACCUUCCCUGCUGUCUCCUUUCCUUUUGCUGCCCCUGCCCCAGUCUCACCGCAGGGGAAGUGUCCCCGCGGAUGGCCCCAACCGCCUGUACUCCUGGGGGCCCUUUACCUGGCCGUACCCCAUGUUCGGCAGGCAGCUAUGCCAAGAAUAAACCUGUAGACACAGUGGCUCAGCAGGAGCAUCCCGUGGGAGCAUACACCUGGGGUGCUUCACAGCACGGCGAGGAAAGCUUGCAAGGGGAGCAGUCUUGUUUCAAACGAGGAAAUCAUGACAAAAAUUCAAGAAUUUGAAGAGCAAGAUCCCUUUCUGCUUUACGCAGCACAUGCCUGAGCCUGGAGGGGAUUUCAAAGCUGAGGAAAGCCUGUCCUCCAAGGAGGACUGCACUUGCCGCGAGCCCAGCGAAGGGCAGGCAGAUGGCCCCGGCGGUGCUAGCGCAGGAGCUGGUGGGCAGGCUGGCUCUCCGGGGAGCCAGCAGCUGCCCCAGGCAGGGGAGCGGGGCUUGCAGACCCGGCUACUUGCAACACCCCUGUUUGGUACCACGGAAAGAACCAGAACGAAAAGGCGGCAUUCCCUGUGUACUGGGCAGAGUUGGCAUGUAAAUCGGAGCAAGCUGAAUGCCUGAAGUAGAUGGUGCAAGAACAGCUAUAAAUGUAAAACAGGAAUUAGUAUCUUAAGACUGCUGUCUUGACUUCUGUGCGUGCCCGGGGGAGGUGGGGGCUGUGCUGUCUGCCCGAAAGAGAAGUCAGGGAUUAAGGUGUUGAGCUGUGUAUAGAUUGGAAACUCCCUUUCACAGAGGAAAUUUCCAGAUUGGCUUUAUUCCAGAAAAUCAUUCCCAGUUUCUCCUUGAGGGACAUUUCCAAAAGCUUUUCAUUUUGAUUUCUGACUUUCUUCCUUUCAGCUGUCAGCUACAGUAUUAUGCAAACACAUUUAUAAUGAAAAAACAUUAAGAACGAAAUGGCAAAUCUACUCGGAGCACUGAGCGUGUUGGUGCUCUCAGAACUGCGCCCUCUCUCCUCCUCAGUCUUCCCCCGUGAAGGCCACGAGUUCAGCAGCACAUUGGGGUUUCAGAGGAACCCUGGAUGCUGAGGGAACUGGUCCCCUGAAAUGACUCCCAGUGGCUUCAGUAAAAAGGAGUAAGACUGCCUGUUUGCUCCUUGCCUUCACACGCUUCUGCAUUUCUCAGUUCCCUUCUGCAGUUCAGUAGCUACCGGCUUCCAGAGCUCCUCCAGUCUUGCUUUCCACUCAGGAAGGCGGUGGGAGAGAAGGGAAGGACUGUGUGAUCAACCAGGGACUCCAUCUGUGCAACUGCACGAUGCUUAUCAAGGUCAGGUUUCCCUGAAAAGCCCCACAUCGACCUUUCCCUGGUGGUCUUGCCACUGGGAGAUCUGUUUGCUAUCAGAAAACAAGCAGAAAGGGAGGAAGACCACGCUGUGGCAGGAAUAUUGCCAGGUCCCAGAGGCAGGGUGGCUGCACCCACUGCUCGGUAGCUCGAUGCACUGCUGGGUUAAGCUGUCUCCAGUCCUAGAGCAGUGCACUUGGUGUUGGUUAGAGAAACAGGGUCUAGAAAACAGCGGGGGAUUUUUUAGUUGAGCAACAGCUUCAUUUUGGCUUUAUGCCUGAAAGUUUUGCUCAGCCUGGAGUACAGUGCACAGUACCCAGUGGAAGCUGUUUCCCAAAGCACCUGCCACACACUUGUUUCUCAGGUGUUAAAACUCUGAGUAUGAUUUCAGAUUUGCCAAAUCCUCCUCCCCAAAUCUGAGCUUCCUUCUUUCAGCACAGCUGUAAUGUACUUAGGAACCUGCCCCGAUCUAACUCUGGAACAUUUUUUUAAAAAGCUUGCAUCUAGUUACCUGCUCUUAAACGAGUUUCCUUCAAUCCACUGUAGAGAAAGAGUUCAUAACUUCCCUCUUAAAUAUAUUCCUGUUUCUUCAAAAAUGUCAGAAACCUCCUCUUAAACAAGGAAAUCUUUGCCCAAUUUUAGCUUCCAUAAUUAUCAUUGUUUAGUAAGUAGCAAAGAUUUACUGAGAACGGGGCACUGGAGCCCCUGAUCGGAGACCCGCUGCAGAGCUACGCCCAAAGGCACGCGACAGGAAGGCCAGCCGAGCAUUCGCUGCGAUUUGCAUCACGAAUUCCCCUCUGCCUCCCCGUACGCACCAUCCAGCCCCACAGGGAUGAACGUGCAAAUACCAGGCAGGCAGCAAACAAGACACCAGCCUGCCUUUCCUCUCCCCCUCUGGGCCCCUUCAGUCAGACUCCUAGAAAACUUGAUGGCUAUGUAUUCCUGGGAAUUCCACCUCGCCUUCACAUCUAGGCACUGAGAACAGAAGACAUUAACUUCCCUGCCCCUCCUCACCCCCUGGACUGGCACUGAAUUUCAAAGGGCAAAGCUGGGAAGAAGCCCUUUGCUUGCUCAAGAAUAGGUAGGAGCAUGGAGGGAGGAAUGCUGUUCCUGCAAUCACUACAUUUCUUUCCUGUUGAAGAGUGGAUUGCAAAAGGAGCAGAAAAGCCAGCUGUGGGCUAAGAGGCAGCCCCAAGCAUGCAGAGUGCUGUGCCCAGAGCAGUUAAGUUCAGACACCACAGCAGUUUCAGCAGGCUGCUCCUGCUCCACAAAGCUCCCAGGCUCUCACCUCCCUUUCUUAUCUGCUAGAUCCAAGCAUGUGCUUAAGCAUUUUGUUGAAUCUGGCUCCUUUGGUGGAGCCUUUGGAUUUGUUCUUCAUGCUGCAAUAGUCUGGCUGUGAUGCUGAAAUAUCAGAGCUUUGUUACAGCUCGGCACAUCCAAUAACCAAUUCCAGGUCUUCUGAUAAAAGCAAAGGUCCUUGGGGACACCCGAGUGUUAGCUAUUUGUUGGAGGGUUUGUUUGUUCUUUAAGUACAGCAGGCAGAGCAGAGAUGCUGAUCUGCCAGCCCAGUCCUACAGCCUGCAAAGAGGCUGACCUGCUAGGCCAGAUACUGAACAGCCACGCAUGGCCACAGUCCCACCAGCUCCCAGGGCUGCAUUAACUCAUCCCAGCUGUGAAGUUUCUGGGAAUGCCAUGCAUGGGCUGAUCAGGAGGCGCUGAUCCACCCAGCGUUGCAUUGGUGAGGACUGAUGCUGGGAUCAGGCAGCGGCAGGAAGAUCUCUGAAAGCUAUGACACCACUUGCAAUCCAUGCUAAGAGCACAGCAGUCCUGCCCACCCGCCUGGACAUCCCUGUUGUGCAAGCCAGGCAGGCUCACUGGUCAGUCUCUGGUCUCCCCUUUUCCCGAGAGAUCCAGAAUUCCUCCAGGUUUAGCUUUUUAUCCAUCACACAGCAGAGACCAGCUUCAGCAAUGUGUCUGAUCAGAACUUCAAAGCACGAGGAAGCGAUUCACCAGCCAGCUAACCAGAAAUCCCCAAGACUAACCUCUGCCCAGUUUGCUGUGCGAGAAAGGAACAUUCUUUUCUCACUCUGCUGGUAGACAACUUAUUUUUCUGUAUCCAAUACUUGAAGGAAUCAGAUGCCCCUUUCCUAUUUCAUUAUUAUAAUUAAGCCUACACAGCUUUCUUGAUCCACUUCUCUCUUCUGUGCUAUCCACUCCUCCCAAAACUCUUGGGCAAACGAAGACAGUAAAUGGAAAUCAGGCCUUGGAGGCUAUGAUGCCUCCUGCCUCAAGUGCCAUGUGGGUUUCUCCCCUAACUAGCUAUUGCUCAGAGGAAAAUGAGAAUUUUCAAAGAAGCUAAAAGAGAAUUUAAGGUAUUGGGCUCUUCUUUCCCACAAUGUCCAAACAGUUUAAUCUCACCUAACUUUAGCCAUUUAGCUUCCUUACACAGAAAUGUUAUCUCCAGUGUACCUAAACUAUUUUAGAUGCUUAUCUUGGGGUGGAGAGAUCACAUCCUAGAGGUGCUGAUUUCUUUCCAUUAACUGUAUGCAAGUCCAAACAGCUAAAGUUGGAGAUUACUCCUGUCCAUAAACAAAAUGGGUAAUCCCAUGUCAUACCUCCAAUUCAUUUAAACUCCUCGGAAAGCCUUUGUUUCCCUAUCUACUGUACAAAGGGGCUUUGAAGGUGCUACUUUUUUUGCCGCAACUGCUCAAUAGAAUAUUUACAAACAUGAUAGUGAUUUUAUUGUUGUUCAAUCAAUUUUUUUUCUUUCAGACUUGUGUUUCAGUUUCUCCUUUCCUCUUCUUAAAAAGGGGAUGGGGAGGGGGGAGUGGAAUGGGUUGUUUCUUUUGGAAAAAACCUGCACUGAUUUUUAUGUAAAUUAAACCUUGCAUAUGUACAGACUCUGGGACAUUGCUCCAGUCUGCUGCAGCUCUGUUUACGUUGAUUGAUUUUAAGGCUGUGAUUAAAAAUUUUUAAAUUAAAGAAAUAUUACAAAACA
This is a messenger RNA of Dromaius novaehollandiae (emu), 9893 nucleotides long. It is a transcript of the gene PLEKHO1, whose product is annotated as pleckstrin homology domain containing O1. The transcript has 7 exons. Gene Ontology annotation, biological process: regulation of myoblast fusion. Bases 593 to 1876 code for a protein of 427 amino acids. The record is from RefSeq and is a predicted model, not a curated record. Lineage: Eukaryota; Metazoa; Chordata; Aves; Casuariiformes; Dromaiidae. Gene Ontology annotation, cellular component: muscle cell projection membrane; ruffle membrane.